Messenger RNA from Microplitis mediator, 1263 nucleotides. Its product is annotated as neuroglobin-like. The record is from RefSeq and is a predicted model, not a curated record. The transcript is spliced from 5 exons. Gene Ontology annotation, molecular function: oxygen binding; heme binding. NCBI's taxonomy places the organism in Eukaryota, Metazoa, Arthropoda, Insecta, Hymenoptera, Braconidae. Bases 333 to 884 code for a protein of 183 amino acids.
UAUUAUCUUGUGCAGAUGGGUUCUACAUGAGACUUGCGGCUCGUGGCUUCUCUUUCUUACUCCUUCUGUUCCCCGGAUUUAAAAUUUAGUCGUUGGGGGUAAUUUAGUGUCGUUGAUGACCGUAAAAUUGUCAUUUGCGCAUCGAUUAGUGGGGGCCACUGCAGGAAGCAGAAGGUGCCCUAUUAUUUUAGAUGAGCAGACACUCGAGUUCCAGAAGCAUUCGUUGCUAAUUAGUAAAGUUUGAAAUAAUUAAGAGUUGUCUGAAGUUUCGGUCUCCACUGACUAUCAUCAUCUAUCCAGCGCCCUUAAGAUUUUUGUCAAGGACAUAAACAAUGCAACAGGAAAUACCGACAGAUACAUUAACAUAUUCAUCAACACAACGUCCGAUUAAUUUUGACGAUACUACGUGCGAUAUUGUUGAAGAAGAAUUUACAGAAGAUGAAAUAAAAAGAGUUCAAAGUACAUGGGACUUAUUGCACAGUACUCCGUUGGAGACUGCUUUAGCAAUACUAGAAAGGUCAAUGGAAAUUUUUCCAGAAUUUCGGCAAUUUAUACAAGAGUUUUACACUAUAUCAUUCGAAGAUAUACCAGAAGAUAUCAGGUGUCAAAAGCAAGCUUUAAGAGUUGUUAAAACAGUUAAUACUUUCGUUAGCGGAUUAAACGAUAUCGUAAAAGCCAAAGACUUCCUUUUCAAGCUUGGAAAGCGUCAUAAAACCUUUGGAGUAAAACUAAAUGAUUUUUUGGCUUUCAGAAAAUCCCUUCUUUAUGUUUUGGAUAAAAAACUGAGUCAACUAGGCUAUCAAUAUAGUGAAGAAGAUAAUAAUACAUGGAAUAAAGUCUUAGACACUAUGCUUACACAUAUAGUUUUGGGCUAUAAUAGUUAAAUGUGUAGUGUAGUUCUAUUUACUAUAGUUGUCUGCAAAAGAAUGGCCUUUCUUCUCCUACUACUUGGCUAUGAUGAAGUCCAUGACUUUGCACUAACACGCAUGCGUAGUAAUGACUUAAUUGAAGAAAAAUGGUGGGAGAAAGGCCCAGCUCAUUCUUUUGCAGACCGAGCUAUAUUUGACUGGGGUAGAAAUUUGUUGGCAUUCCUAAUUUUGGGGUAUGCGAUAUCACAUAAUUUGUACGAUUUACUCCAAUGUGUAGAAAAAUAACUGACAAAUAAAAACAAUAGCGCUACAGCCAACUUUUUUACCCCACUGUGUGGUGUACUAAGUUAAAAAAUGUAGUAGUUAUAUUAACUAUAUCUUUAAAUGUGUGAAU